Messenger RNA from Limulus polyphemus (Atlantic horseshoe crab), 3786 nucleotides. Its product is annotated as TBC1 domain family member 25-like. The annotation marks the transcript as partial. Gene Ontology annotation, biological process: regulation of autophagosome maturation; activation of GTPase activity. The transcript has 3 exons. Gene Ontology annotation, molecular function: GTPase activator activity. The record is from RefSeq and is a predicted model, not a curated record. Lineage: Eukaryota; Metazoa; Arthropoda; Merostomata; Xiphosura; Limulidae. Gene Ontology annotation, cellular component: autophagosome.
UGUCCAAUUAUUGAUUUUUCAAGGGAGUUUACUAUUAGCUACCUGGCUCCAGAUGAAGAUGGUUGUCAGACGUAUUUAGCUCUGUUGUCAGACUGGGACCUAGAUGCAGCUUUUCUAGGUUCUUCAGACCCUUUUCUUCAAUUAAAAGUGGAUCUCAAACCUUUCGAAGAAGGGUUGGAAGACUGGGAUAUCAUUACUCCAAGAGACAUUCCUCAACCUCAUAUAACUGGUCCAGUUGACAAGACAUCUAUUACUGGGACCAUACUAAAUCAGGUGGAGAAAACAUUCAACAUGGUGCAGCGAGCUCUGAACAUUGGAGAAAGUGACCAAAUUCUGGAAAAUAUUAAACCAUUAAAGCAGCCAAUGACGGAUAUAGAAUUUCAUAAUUACCUGGACAGUACUGGUAGACUGGUACAACCCAAGGAGCUUCGUCUCUCUGUCUACCAAGGUGGCCUAGACCCAUCUCUGAGAAAGGUCGUUUGGAAGCACAUACUGAAUGUCUAUUCCGAAGGCCUGACAGCUAAGGAAAGGAUAAAUUACAUGAGACAGAAGAGUAUGGAAUACUCUCGGCUCUGCAGCACAUGGCAGAACAUGAUUGCAGCGGGACAGACAAAUGAUAUCAUGCAGCACAUAACAAAUAUGGUACGAAAAGAUGUUCUUCGAACUGAUCGCACUCACAAGUUUUAUGCUGGAUCUGAUGACAACAAGAAUGUUGUUUCCUUGUUUAACAUUUUAACAACGUAUUCAGUGAAUCACCCUAGUGUAUCAUAUUGUCAAGGUAUGAGUGAUCUUGCUUCUCCAAUCUUGGUAACCAUGAAGGAUGAAUCACAUGCCUAUGUUUGUUUCUGUGCCCUUAUGCAAAGACUCAAGCCAAACUUCUCACUAGAUGGUGAAGCAAUGACUUUGAAGUUUCAGCACUUAUCAGAACUACUACAACAUUACGAUCCUCAGUUCUCUGAGUAUCUACAACUGCAGGGUGCUGACGACCUUCUCUUUUGUUACCGGUGGUUGCUUCUUGAGCUAAAACGAGAGUUUGCCUUUGAUGAUGCACUUCAUAUGUUGGAGGUAUUAUGGAGCUCUCUUCCUCCAGGAGCACCAAAAGGAGAGUUACCAUUGUCUGAAGAUGAGUUCUUUCCAGUCACAUCUCAUCUGAAUGGCCGAGAAAAUCCAUACACAAAAGUGCGAGCCAUUCGUAAGCAAAAUUCUUCACGUUCUGUCUCUGGAAUGAAGUUAAUGAAAGAAGAAGACUACCAUCACAGACUGAAGUACCAUGAACCAGCUGCUAGCCAGAACCUGGGAAACUCUAGCUGCAGAAAUGAACAAUCUGGAAUUUACCCGGUAACAACUGAGAUUCCAGAUGUGGUGGAAGAAGAAUGCAGCACUGAUGACUCCCAGGAGUAUCUGCCAAUGACUACUUCCAUCACACGGGAGUUGCGUAUGGAAUUGGAAAAUCUUAAUCGCAAUUUACCAGGAUCCACACCUCCAAUUCAACGGUCGUUUACAACUGAAUCAGAUGAUCUGGACUCACCUCAUUCACAGAUUAGUCCCGAUCCUAAUUCUUGUGACUCUUGCAGCAUCUGCCGACAUAGCCCUGCUAUAGACGAAGAUACUCAUAGUUUGACCAGUGAUGACCAGUCAUCAGGAGGAGACCAAAUUCAUCGAUUCUGCAGUAUAAAAUCAAGGUCAUCAGACACCUUGGAAGUGAAUGGUGAGUGUGAUGUAGAACUAGUUUCUUCUAUUCCACAAGAGUUAGAAUUUGAACAUUUAGAAAGUACACCACGGCUAAAUUUCCAGCAUUGCAAUGGAGAAAUCCUCGAGAAUGAGGAAUCCUAUAGUAACAAUGGACUUCAGUGUUCUUGCCAUCUAAAAUCUGUUAUACCCAUCCGACUUGUUCACAGCCCUGGCCCAGAAGGUCAGCGUUGCAACAGUGACAGUUCAGACUCCUUUCCAGAAAGACAACAUGGAGAGUAUGUGGAUAAUGCGUACAGGGUCAGUUUCAACAACCAUAGUGAUGGAUAUGGUUCUGAAAGUACAGUGUCUUCAAAGGAGGAAGCAGAUGGUGAUCAAGUAGAAAAAAAUGGAUUUUUAGACUCUGGGAUGAUUGAGUCUGUAAUGACAAACUCAUGUGAAGAUGCCUUGGAAUUCAAUGGGAGAAUGAAGCAGUCACAGUUACCUCCACCAGAUGAACUAGGUGGGGGAAAUCCAUUUAUGUUGUUUUUAUGUUUGACCCUCUUGCUUCAGCAUCGUGAUACUAUAAUGAGGAACAACAUGGACUACAACGAACUAGCCAUGUACUUUGACAAAAUGGUGAGAAAGCAUAACGUUCAGAGGGUUCUACAUCAAGCUCGUUCCAUGUUUGCAGAGUAUCUGAGGAUGGGUUGGCAUGAAGAAAGUUGGGAAUCUGUGCCAGAUCCUCAAGUUUAACCAAACCAAGGAAUCGUUGCAAUUUUCAGCAGAUACUAAGCCCCGACUCGUGUAUGAGUUUGGUCCAUUGGUUAACACUUCAUAAAGUUCAUUCUUUAAAAGACCUAUUCUAAUACAAUCUUUUUUUCCUUCCAAAUUAGAAUGAAAAGCAUAAAUGUUCACGUGUGGCUUAUUAAUACUCAGUAACACGUAAGCUAAUCUCACCACAGACAUUUAUUUUCUUGGCUUUACCAAAGUAUUUUAUGUAGUAUUUUUGAAUUAAACUUCAAAACACUAGUGUACUCACACACACUAUAUAAUAAUUAAGUAUUUCAGAUCGUGAAUGUAUUAAACAAUACGAAGUUCAUUGGUAAUAGGUAAAUCUUGAUAUGUAACCCGGAUACAUUUUGUUGUCAGUAGUUACACAAGAGAGAGAAGUACCCUGCUAAUAUAAUUUUAUCAAUUGGAGAGCUAUCUAAUCCAUUUUGUUUUUGAAAUAUCAAAUUUUAUAUGACAUUGUGCAAUAUUAGUAGAGAUGUUUUUAGGAAUUGUUAAUAAUUCAUAAAUUUAUAUCUGGAUUCCUAUAAACAUUUCUGCCAACAUAAAUCGACUGCUGAGGGACUAUAUAAAAAUUCCUGCUAUAUUCUAUGAAAGUAAAAUUAUUAAUGUUUGAUUUAAAACAUUUUAAGGAUAUGGGACAUCCCAUGUUAUAUUUGUAUAAUUAAUUGUUGAACUUUACGACUGUGAUAUGAAUGAAUUGUUUGCUAAAGUAGUAGUUUUUUCAACUUAGUAAUAGAUGGUUUAAACAGACUACUUAAUUUUUAAAUUGUGUGUGUUGUAAUUAUACUAAAUUGAUUAAUUACAAAACUGUGAAUAUUAGUGUAAAUUACAAAACCAAUAAUUGUUUCUCAUGAAAAACAAACUCUAGAAAUGAUCUCUUUAAGGUAACUGAAAUGAUGUGAAAUACAUUUUACAACGACACUGCUGUCAACCUAUAGUUGAAGCAUCGUAGUAGAGCUGACUUAACUUGAAACAGUAAAUUUAUGUGAAAUAUAUUUUACAACGACAUUGCUGUCAACCUAGAGUUGAAGCAUCAUAGUAAAUGGUAUCAUUAUGAUAGUAUGUUUAUUGAAAAUAUUUAUGGUUAGAAAUCUUAACUUUAAUUAUGAUUUUGGGAGCUUUUGAAUGAUGUGAUAUUUUCAAAAUCGGUAACAUUUCUUACAAUGAGAAUGAUUUUAUAACUGGUCUAUAACACAUAUUUUUGUUCUUUUAUCAAAAUUAGCAAAGUUUUACAUUUGUUUUUGCUGAAUGAAAAACCAUAAAGAAUGUAUUUACAUCUUCCUGAUGUAUGGAAUAUUUCAGCAAUAAACGUAUUUACAUCUU